Messenger RNA from Neltuma alba, 1928 nucleotides. RefSeq names its product probable receptor-like serine/threonine-protein kinase At4g34500. Gene Ontology annotation, molecular function: ATP binding; protein kinase activity. The coding region runs from base 116 to 1531 and encodes 471 amino acids. Gene Ontology annotation, biological process: protein phosphorylation. The record is from RefSeq and is a predicted model, not a curated record. The transcript has 7 exons. Lineage: Eukaryota; Viridiplantae; Streptophyta; Magnoliopsida; Fabales; Fabaceae.
CCAAACGCCCGCAACGUCUCUCUCUUCACCUCUCUUUCACUUUCGUUACCGUCACUUUUCCCCGUGAAAUUUCACUCACCACCUCCCCCCUCUUUUCCUCACCUCGUCGGAAGCAAUGGCCUCCGACGACUCUUCCGGUCAUGGUCUUCCUCAGCUCUCUAAGAAAACUCCAUUUCUGGGUCUGAAGCUUUACUUCGUGAUCGGCAUUCUCCUUCUAAUCGUGCUUGUAAUUUUGCUUCUGGUCUUUCUGUGCCUUCGUCGGAAUCGUAACUCGACGAAGCGUAAAAUGCGCGUGAAGCACAGUUCGGGGAUGAUUCCCUUGGUCUCCAAAGAGAUCGUGGAAGUCAAAGCCUUGGAUCUCGAGCAGAAUUGUGAGCAGGCAGAGAUUAAAAUCGAGGAUGAGGAUCCGAAGAAGGAGAAGGUUGAGAUUGAGGUUGAGAGAAGAGGGAAGAAGACGAGCGACGAGAGUGAUGUGUCCGGCGGGAGUCGCAGUGACGUGUCGGUGGACGCACCGAACAUAGGGUGGGGCCGAUGGUAUAGCUUGAGGGAGCUGGAGGAUGCGACACGUGCGUUUGCGGAAGAAAGUGUGAUCGGUGAAGGGGGGUAUGGUAUUGUGUACAAAGGAGUUCUUGAAGAUGGGUCGGUGGUGGCUGUGAAGAAUCUUCUGAACAACAAAGGUCAAGCGGAGAAGGAGUUUAAGGUGGAGGUUGAAGCCAUUGGAAAAGUAAGGCAUAAGAAUUUGGUGGGUUUAGUCGGAUAUUGCGCUGAAGGUCCUCAAAGGAUGCUUGUUUAUGAGUAUGUUGAUAAUGGAAAUUUGGAGCAGUGGUUGCAUGGUGACGUUGGGCCUGUUAGUCCCUUGACAUGGGAUAUAAGGAUGAAAAUCGCCAUUGGGACCGCAAAAGGGCUGGCCUAUCUGCAUGAAGGGUUAGAACCCAAAGUGGUGCACCGGGAUGUAAAAUCCAGUAACAUUCUUUUGGACAGAAAGUGGAAUGCUAAAGUAUCAGACUUUGGACUAGCCAAGUUAUUAGGCUCUGAGAAGACCCAUGUGACCACACGUGUAAUGGGGACAUUUGGAUACGUUUCACCUGAGUAUGCAAGCACGGGAAUGCUUAAUGAGGGAAGUGAUGUGUAUAGCUUUGGAGUUCUACUCAUGGAGAUAAUUACAGGAAGAAGUCCCAUAGAUUAUUCUAGACCACCUGGAGAGAUGAAUUUGAUCGAUUGGUUCAAGGGAAUGGUAGCAAGUCGUCGUGGUGAAGAGCUGGUAGAUCCUUUGAUUGAGGUUCAGCCCUCUCCAAGAUCUUUGAAACGAGCUUUGCUGGUUUGCCUGCGCUGUGUAGAUUUGGACGUCAGUAAACGACCGAAGAUGGGUCAAAUCGUUCAUAUGCUUGAGGCAGAUGAUUUCCCCUUUCGUUCUGAACUUCGUACAAUAAGAGAGAAAGAGCCCGUUGCUUCUUCGCAUUCCACAAUUCCCCGUAAAGUUCAAUAUCCCCCCAAGAAUGUGGAUUCUAUAGAACAGUCAAGAUGGAGAUGAUUGUAAUACUGCUUCCUCGUGCCAAUUCAUCUGGAGGAUACCACAAUUUUAUUUGUUGUAAUGUAGUUUGUUUUUGUUUUUCAAAAUCACAAUGCAAUUUAGCGAUGUUCGAUUUCUUGUAUUGCGAGCCAUUGUACAUCAUUUUACAGCGAAGUUGUCCCCCAUUUUCCCCCACUGUGCAUAUAUCUUUUUUAUAGCGAAGUUUCCCCCCUUCCAGUCAGUUUUUGACACCAUUUUGCUGUAUUAUAUUGUUUUGCUAAGAGAUUAGCCUUCUUGUAAAGACACGCACCUCUACAGUCUACAUAAUUUUACUAGCUUGGGAAUCCUAGACCCUCACCCAAAUGUGUAUUUUUUCAAGUGAAAAUUGAGCUCGAUGCCAAUGGCCUCUUCUAUUUAA